UGGUUUAGGGUUUCCAAGACGGAAGGAUGUUGAGCAAAAUCUCCAGCACCGAUGAUGUUUCCAGAGAUUUCUCCUCACAGAUCGAGAAGUUUAAGGCAAUGCGAUUGAUUUCCGAUAAUUACGUCCGCACUUUCACGGAUCUUAAUUACGAUUCUGAUGACUACAAUCUUGACUGGACCGAUCCCGAAGAAUUUAUGCGGCUGGAGGGUAUGACUAGGCUAUUUGCUCUUGUUGGUAACCCUGCAUUUUUGUACUCGUACGCACUGUUGCCUUUGGCCUACUUCAAUGCUCAACAUAAGACAGAUUUUGAAUUUCACAAGUUUGUGAGAGCAUAUUUCAAUCAUGCUCAUCCCAUGUACAUAGUAUUUGAGGCCAUCAGCCCUACCAUUGCUGGAGGACUUCCUUUAGUCUUCCAAUCACAUAUUGGCCUUCGACCCGGAUGGCCAUUACGUGAGGAGGUGUAUUUCUGUAAGUUGCACCCCAUUGAUUGUAGCUAUACUCUUGAUGAUCUUCCAGUUUCCUCCUCAACUCCCACUUUUGAUCAUACCAAAGCCUGUGUUCUUGCUGCUGCUGCGUUCGCUAUCUGCCAAACGGAAGACCACUUAACUUUGAAGGACAUUGUUAGUUUUGAAGAGAUUGCAGAACCAACUCUGGUUGGUGAAUUUGACGUUAAGUACAAGAUAAUCUUUAACGUGUUUAAAACAAAAGAUGUUUCUUUUGUUACGGGACCUGUUGAAAUAGUGGUGGAAUUUCGUCAACAAUUUCAAACAAUGGAUGUGAUAUCCAUUGUUAAAAAUGAGAUGCCAAAUGAAGUUAAGGUUAGACCAGACCUCCUUAAAUUAGAUAUGUGGUGUGGGAUAAGGUUAUCAACUAAUGCUAAUACAUUAUGUUAAAAAUAGUGAGUAAUCUCUCGGACAGAGUGUGAAAUCUAAAUGACAUGAUUUCUAAGGAUUGAGAUUACAUAAGGUCUUUGAUAUUGUAUCUAUAUUUUCUUUCUUGUGGUGUUUAAAUUUUGUGCUAGUGAUCUCUAUAAUUUGAUCAAA
Messenger RNA from Impatiens glandulifera, 1043 nucleotides. RefSeq lists its product as uncharacterized. The record is from RefSeq and is a predicted model, not a curated record. NCBI's taxonomy places the organism in Eukaryota, Viridiplantae, Streptophyta, Magnoliopsida, Ericales, Balsaminaceae. The transcript is spliced from 4 exons. Bases 27 to 893 code for a protein of 288 amino acids.